AUGCAACAAAACGCAGCUGAACUCUGCACCAUCCUCGUCAGAGAUACAUACGGCGAACUAUCUUCGAGGGUUGUCGCAGCCUUGCUCGAAUAUGGACGUUCGACAUUAUACACCAUAGUCCGACGGGUCAAAAUCCCAGAAAGAGUCGUAAAGCAAACACUGGUGGUCCUAAUACAACAACAUCUCGUCUUACACUAUACUAACGAAGACGGUGGCCGCGAUGCAACUCACUACGAAUGUAAUUGGCUGCAAAUCUAUGAGCUUUUGCACUCUGGUCGGAUGGUUCGAACUAUUGAGGAACGCUUUGGAUCGGAGGCAGCCUCAGUUAUCAGCAAUUUCCUAUUACUCGGCCAUGCUAGAGUUUCAGAUUUCAUUACAGCAUACGGUAUAUCCACAAAACCAAAACCAAACGCCGUUUUACCCAACGGAACCGCCAUUAGUGCCUCAGAAGCCACGGGGACAGCGCCAAUCACCAGUGCGGCCCAAAUUUCGAAACACAUUAUAACCUUGAUGCAGGCGAAAUUUCUCGUCCCCGUUCAAGUUCACCAUAUGCACCCAUCAGUAGAUACAGAGAACGCAAUUAGGCAAAGGGUGACGGCUGAGCAAGCUGGAUCCGCAGCUGCCUUGCAAGCCAAGACAAAGAAGGCUAUUGAUGAGAAGGUUGCAGAGAAAAUGGAGGCUUUAUCAAGUGAUCUCGACAAUAAGAACUUUGGCUUGAAACGGAAAUCAGACCAACAAGAUGGCAGAGCGCGUAAACGGACAAAAUUUUCGGCCGCCCAACCUAUAGAAGAAGAAGAAUGGGAAAUCGAUGGUUCCAUCGUCCUUCGAGUCAACAACGCCAAAUUUCUCGCGAUCUUCAGGAACGAGGAACUUGUUCGGUGGGCGGAGUCUCGAAUAGGAAAAACAACAUCUCUUGUGUAUGCGGAACUCCUAAAACAUCUUGAAAAGAAUGUUGUCGGACAUCGAACAGAAAAGGGAUUGGUGGAUGGCGGAAAGAAAACGGUUGUUUCGACUCUCGAUAUCGGCAAUACUUUGAAAAAGGAUAUUGACUUAGUAAAUUCCAUCGCCGCUGGCCCAGCUAUGACGAAUGGACACAAACGCUCAAUGACAAAUGGGCACUUGUUCACUGCAAAUGACGAGGAAUCGGAAGGCGACAGUGACGACUACGAUUUAGACGCAGAUAUAGACGGUGACGAUAUGGGGAUGAAUGGAACUCAUGAACUUUCUUCGGCGGCCCAAGAGAAAAAGGAACAGUUACAAAACAUUAGAAAACAUUUGAUGUUGUUGGCUGAUGAUCCCAACCAAUUCGUCACGAAACAAGAAGGAAGCAUGCAAUACGGUGGGUGGACGGUUGAUACACAAAAGUUAUGCGAGGCACUACGGAUCCGGGAACUUGAACAAAUUGUCGAGGAACGAUUCGGCGGUAUAGCAACCCGCUUGGUUCGAAUUAUCAAAGACAAAGGCAAGAUGGACGAAAAGGGCCUUGCAGAUACCGCAUUAUUACGGCAGAAAGAUAUCAGAGCGCAUCUCGGCGUAUUACACGAGCGGGGUUUUCUUCAUAUCCAGGAAGUCCCAAAGACGGCGGAAAGACUACCCGCGCGGACGUUCUAUUUCUUUUAUUUUGAUGAGAAGAUGUCCAAAAUGGCCAUGUUGAACGACUUUUACAAGGCUAUGAGUAGAAUUUUGCAGAGAAUAGAUCAUGAGAGAAGUCUCAAUUCGAUGCUGCUGUCUAAAGCUGACAGAACAGACGUCAAAGGCCACGAGGAAGAAUUAUUGACGAAGAAGGAACUGACUGAUCUAGCUAAAUGGAAACGGUCGGAGGAGAAGCUGUUGGCUCAAUUGAUGAGAGUUGAUAGGCAGGUCAUGAUGUUUAGGGAUUGGUGA
This is a messenger RNA of Orbilia oligospora ATCC 24927, 1884 nucleotides long. RefSeq lists its product as uncharacterized. Gene Ontology annotation, molecular function: single-stranded DNA binding. Gene Ontology annotation, biological process: DNA-templated transcription. Bases 1 to 1884 code for a protein of 627 amino acids. Lineage: Eukaryota; Fungi; Ascomycota; Orbiliomycetes; Orbiliales; Orbiliaceae. Gene Ontology annotation, cellular component: RNA polymerase III complex. The record is from RefSeq and is a predicted model, not a curated record. The transcript has 6 exons.